UGUGGCUCCCUUGUGAUGGCUUCAUGGGUGGGUGGCUUUGUGCAUUCCAUAGUUCAGACUCUCCUGAUCAUCCAGUUACCCUUCUGUGGGCCCAACGAGAUUGACCACUAUUUCUGCGAUGUGCACCCUUUGCUGAAACUGGCCUGCGCUGACACUUACCUUGUUGGUGUCAUGGUCAUUGCCAAUACCGGGAUGCUUUCUCUGACCUGUUUUGUUGUGCUGGUUGUGUCCUAUGUCAUCAUCUUAGUCUCCUUGAGAACUCGCUCCUCCGAAGGUCGUCGCAAAGCUCUUUCCACCUGUGCCUCCCAUAUUGCUGUAGUGAUUAUAUUUUUCGGGCCAUGUAUCUUCAUGUAUUUAAGACCUUCCACCACCUUCUCGGAGGAUAAGAUGGUCACCGUGGUCUACACCAUUAUCACUCCGGUGCUGAAUCCCUUGAUCUACACGCUGCGCAAUAAGGAGGUGAAAAAUGCCAUGAGAAAAUUAGGGAGCAGAAAAGUGACAUUAGGGGUGAAAUGA
Terrapene triunguis (Three-toed box turtle) is the source of this 516-nucleotide messenger RNA. RefSeq names its product olfactory receptor 4S2-like. Gene Ontology annotation, biological process: G protein-coupled receptor signaling pathway. NCBI's taxonomy places the organism in Eukaryota, Metazoa, Chordata, Testudines, Emydidae. The transcript has a single exon. Gene Ontology annotation, molecular function: olfactory receptor activity. The record is from RefSeq and is a predicted model, not a curated record. The annotation marks the transcript as partial. Gene Ontology annotation, cellular component: membrane.